CGGCCCGCGGCCAUCUGCCGCCCCAGCGUCCCGGGGACCCCGCUCUGCUGCCACGCCACGUGACUCUGCCGCCCCCUGCGGUCGCAGGCCCGUGCCUCUCCUCUCUCGCGUGUCUGGACUCUCAGAGCUUGAAGACUCAGGCCCUACGGAGCUAGCUGGCCAGCGCUCAUCCGCGCAGCCAUGGAGGCCCUGGGUCCUGGGGGCGACCGCGUCUCCCCCGCCUCAUCCACGCGCAGCCUGGACCUGCGGCGGCUGUCGGUGCGCGCCGACUCGGCCUACAGCUCCUUCUCCGCAGCCUCGGGCGGCGCCGAGCCGCGCACGCCGUCCCCGGAGCCCGACCUUCCCUACCUAGACUGGGACUACGUGCGCGUGGUGUGGGGCGGCCCGGCCCCCACCUCGGCCGCCGCCGCCCUGCGCGCCUCCCCGCAGCCCCGGCCCGCGGCCGCCGCGCGCAACGGGCCGCGCGCCCCGCAGGUCCAGGGGGCGCCGGGGCCGCUCAGCAGGCAGGCCACCCCGCUGCUGUACGCGCUGGCGGCCGAGGCGGAGGCCGCAGCGCGGGCCGCCGAACCGCCCAGCCCGCCGGCCUCGAGGGCCGCCUACCGACAGCGGCUGCAAGGCGCUCAGCGGCGAGUCCUCCGGGAGACGUCCUUCCAGCGCAAGGAGCUCCGCAUGAGUCUGCCCGCCCGCCUGCGGCCCGCGACCCCCGGGCGGCCCCCGGCGGCGCACCCGCGCUCCGCCUCGCUCGGCCACCCGGGCGGGGAAGGGGAGCCGGCGCGCUCAGCGGCUCCCGCGCCUGGAACAGCCGGCCCGGGCCGCCUCGCCAACCAGCCGCAGCAGUGGUGCUUCUCGGAGCCAGGGAAGCUGGAUGGCCUGGGUCGGGGCGUCGGGAUGGCGGGGGAAUGCUCGGCUGGGGCCUGCUCCGGCUUUGGCUUCGCCAGGCCCGAGACCCAGGAAUUGCAGCAUCAGGCGGUGGCGGCGUUGGAAGGUCACCAGAUCAGAUGGCUGAGAGGCACAGAGGACCGCGAACCCCCGUCCUUGAAGCUCCACGACGAUGUCUACAGGCCUGCUCGGAGUCAGAGCGCGGCAGGGGAAGCUUUGGGUGCCUGGGGAGGCCCAGGAGGGGCCGUGCCCAUCCUCCAGGCUGUUCCUCAAGGAGCAGAACCCAGACCCUUGUUUCAGACCACACAUACCAGGUUCCUGACUCAGAAGGAAGCUGCAGUGGUGUGUCCUGCAGAGGGUCCCCAGAGCAGGCCCAUUGACUGUGAGCUCAGAGUCCCAGAGACCCACAUUGUGUGUGCCCGGCUCCCUUCCCUUCCUGAUGAUGAUGUCUUCCUGGAAGAAGUCCCGCUGGUCAGAAUGAGAGCACCUCCAGACUCCCAUGCCCCGCCGUGGCUCCCAGCCAGUGUCCAUGCUUCUGACCCACAACAUGGAGCUGGCUUGGGCCCAAGGCCUGGCAGGGCUACAGUGUCCCCAGAGCACCCCCUACUUGAGUGCCUAGAGACGGCAGGGACAGGUGACUGCUGGCCCACAUGCUGUGGUUCCCCUGGGACUGCAAAUGGUGAGGUCCCAACCCACAACUGCACUGGACUGCUGACGACAGACUUCCCUGCAGCUGUAGAGCGUGACUCCCUCAAACCUCUCCCAGUCGGUGCCCUGGGACCUCCAGGCAGUGACACCCAAGGGCCUCCCGAUGACACUGCCUGGGCUUGGGGCCCUGUCCAGCCUGAUUCUAAGCCGACAUGGCCAAAUCCACGCCUGGAGCAGCUGGUUCAGGAGCUUGCCAGACUGGAUCCCUCUCUGAGUGACACUCUCACAUCCCAUCCCAGCCCAGAGCCACCUCUGGAUCUGCUGGAUGGGCUGAUUCCUUUAGCUGAGGUCUGGGCUGCCAUGAGACCAGCCGGUGGCAAGGCUGGAGAGGAGGCUGCUGGUAUUUCUGAGCCAGGUUCCACCCAGGUCCUGCCAACUUCUCCGGAGGAAGCAAGGCCUGAAAACCUUACCCCUCCCCCUGUGUCUGACCAGCCAUGCGGCCAGGGUCUGCCUGAGCCAAACAGCAGCAUCCAAGCUAAGAAAGUGGAGCUCGCGGACCUCCUGCAAAAGAUGCUGCGGAGCCUUCAAGCGGAGCAGGAGCAGCUGCAGGGGGCAGCCCGGACCUGGGCCAGGCGUGGGGCUGCGCUGGAGGCCGCGGUAGGCCAGGCCUGUGCACCCCGCGAGCUAGAGCGGUUCAGCCGGUUCAUGGCCGACCUAGAGCGUGUGCUUGGCCUCCUGCUGCUACUGGGCAGUCGCCUGGCUCGCGUGCGCCGUGCCCUGGCUCGAACGGGAGCACACGGUGACCCCGAGGAGCAGGCCUCUCUGCUGCAGCGACUCGGGCUCCUGCAGCGGCAGCAGGAGGACGCCAGGGAGCUGAAGGAGCACGUGGCGCGGCGCGAGCGGGCCCUCCGGGAAGUGUUGGUGCGGGCGCUGCCCGCCCGGGAGCUGCGCGCCUACUGCGCCCUCCUGGCCGGCAAGGCCGCCGUCUUGGCCCAGCAGCGCAGCUUGGACGAGCGGGUCCGGCUCCUUCAGGACCAACUGGAGGCCGUCAGGAGCGGCCUAGGGCACCAACCCCCAUCUCCCAGGCUGGCCUCUUCCCCCGGGAACCGUCCUCCGGAUAAGCCUCCCUUCUCCCCUCUGCUUAUUUAGUUGUCAGCGGUGGCGGCGGGGAGCUUGGCCCCUGCCUUUCACUCCCGAGGCCGGGGGUGACGCUGGUUUAUUCGGUGCUUUUCCCGUGGGGUGGGGGUGACCCAGCCAGGCCCUCCCAGGAUACUUCAGAGUAUUGUCAUGUGGCCUCACCCAAGCCGUGUGAUUAUGUGGUAAUUAACUUAUGGAUUUUACAAACUGCAGUAUUCCCCCUUUCUGUGAUGAGAGAUGGGCUUGGUCAGGGUUGGGUGGAGGGCGAGGAGACAAGUCAGAGUCUCAACUUACGAUGCAAAACAGCCCUUUUCUCCUC
Myotis daubentonii (Daubenton's bat) is the source of this 2983-nucleotide messenger RNA. RefSeq names its product shroom family member 1 (gene SHROOM1). Gene Ontology annotation, biological process: actin filament bundle assembly; cell morphogenesis. Gene Ontology annotation, molecular function: actin filament binding. NCBI's taxonomy places the organism in Eukaryota, Metazoa, Chordata, Mammalia, Chiroptera, Vespertilionidae. The record is from RefSeq and is a predicted model, not a curated record. Gene Ontology annotation, cellular component: adherens junction; apical junction complex; cortical actin cytoskeleton.